Molecule: messenger RNA, 1520 nt
Organism: Oxyura jamaicensis (ruddy duck)
Lineage: Eukaryota; Metazoa; Chordata; Aves; Anseriformes; Anatidae
Product: mucin-17-like
Exons: 7
Source: RefSeq, a predicted model, not a curated record
GGAACCUCCACGGGCCUGACCUCCACAGCUCUAACCUCCACAACCUCCUCCACCACCUCUUCCGAGACCUCAACGGCCUCCUCUUCCACUCCAGGGACCUCCACAGGGGUCACCUCCACACCUCUGACCUCGACUGUGGCCUCUACCACCUCAGCUGAGACCUCCACGGCCUCCAGCACAACUCCAGGCACCUCCACAGGCCUCACCUCCACACCCGUGACCUCAACUGUGUCCUCCACUACCUCCUCAGGGACAUCCACGGCCUCUACUUCCACUUCAGGAACAUCCACAGCCCUCACCUCCAUUCCUUUGACCUCGACUUUGGCCUCCACCACCUCAGCUGAGACCUCCACGGCCUCCAGCACAACUCCAGGAACCUCCACAGGCCUCACUACAACCCCCAUUACCUCCACUGCCACCUCCACCACCUCCCCAGAGACCUCCACGGCCUCCAGUACAACUCCAGGGACCUCCACAGGCUUCACCUCCACACCUGCGUCUUCCUCAACGGCCUCCAUCACGUCUGGACUGACUUCUUCUCCAUCUACCACCACUGAAACCACCUCCACCGGUGUCACUUCCACCACCACCACCCCAACGACCACCACCACCACCACCGUUCCUCCAGUGGUCUGCCAGAACGGAGGCACCUACGAUACCAUCAAGUGCCUCUGCCUCCCUGACUUCUACGGCCCCUUGUGCGAGUUCUCCAGCGACUCCAUCACCACCGACAUCCCCAUCGAGGGGACGGUGGUGGCCAACGUGGAGCUGGUGGUGACCGUCACCAACUUCAACUACACGGAGGAGCUGCAGGACCCCUACUCGGAGGCCUACGAGAGAUUCGUGAGACAUUUCCGACAGGAGAUGGCCAAGAUCUACAGCCCCGUGCCCGGCUACGAGGGCGUGAAGAUCCUCAGCAUCAGGCCGGCGACCUCCAGCAAGGGGGGAGCCCGCGUGCGCAGGGCCUCCGUGUCCCUCCCCGUGGGCACCGGCCUCGAGGUGGAGCACGAGGUCAUCUUCAGCACCACCGCCAGCCCCGACCUGAGCGAGGAGUUCCAGAACAAGACGCAGGAGCUGGUGCAGAAGCUUCGGGAGACCGCCGACAGCCAGGGCGACUGCAACCACAACCUCACCGUCGUCUGCCUCGUGGUGUCAUCCAGCCCUGUCGUCAAGAACAUGACGGAGUCCCCUUCGCUUGACGCACUGUGCCAGCAGCGGGCGCCCGUUGGCUACCAGGACUACUACUACGCGCUGAACCUGAGCAGCACCGUCCGCUGCGUCACCAACUGCACGGCCAACACACCCAUCACCCUCGACUGCUACCACGGCCAGUGCCACGUCACCCGCGCCGGCCCACAGUGCUUCUGCUGGGAUGAAUCGCUCUACUGGUACACGGGCAGCCAGUGCUCCGGGCGCGUCAGCAAGGUGGCCACGGGGCUGGGGGUGGUGGCCACGGUGCUGCUCGUCGCCUGCAUCGUCUUCGUCGUGCUGCUGGUGAAGAAGAGGAAGGAGUGGAGAAG